UGGCUCCCGAAGCUACAUUGCUCGCUCUAUCUGAUCCGUCCCGCACUUCAUGUUAUUGUGCCUGCUUUGCGCGAAGGAACGAUUAAGUUUUAAUGGGUACUCUAAUGAAUUAUUAUCGGAGGUACCUGUGUUUCCGGCACUUAUGUGACUUGAUAUCACAAUCGGUUCAUCACGUUCAAAAGUUGGCAGUCAGCGGCUAAUAUCUAUUUCACCGCCGUCGAUUGUGCGCUUGCUAUCACGGCUCGGCUUAAGAAUGCGAUAUGGUAAUUUUAAUUGUUCUGCCUGAUGCGAAGCCUCAAUAUCAGAUCCCUACCUUCUCGUGUAUAUCAUAUUAGUUCAGUAAAAGGAGUCUUUGGGUAGUUGCCACGCGAUAUACACUUGACUUUCUUCCUCUUGUGAGAUUUGGUUUUGGUCACAUUCAUAGUCACAGUAUCAAUACGUAUCGACAAAAUGCUUCAGGAACUUUUCGAGCUGGUUCGCUCUCAAGCAAGUGCUUGGAGGAUAACCUCUGAGGUGGUGUUUGAUACCUGUGUAAUUUUGAUCAUUCUGAAUAGACUAUAUGUCACAACAUCUAUCUACCGCAAUCGUCCCGUGAGUAGACCUUUAUCCUCUUAUACUAUCGAGUAGUUGCUGAUUUUGACAGCUUAAUAUCCUCAUUUCCGGACCUAAGUUGCGUUGGGGAAAGUGGUUGAGCAGCAUCAAAUAUGUCUUGAAUGCUCCAGACAUUAUCCAGAAAGCUUAUAAUCAGGUACUUUACAUCAUGCCUUGAUGGCAAGUUCUUUUUGAAAGCAAAACUAAUUGAUAUUUAGGCAAAGGGGGAACCAUUUGCUAUUCCUGCUCUUGAUGAGUACCAAGUUUUUGUCUCGUCAGAGGAGCACAUUGCGGAAGUGAACGAAAGUUCUCAAGAUCAUUUAUCCUUGCAUGAUGCUAUGGAAGAUGUAAGUUUAUCUAUUUCUGUUGAGCAUAAACCUGAAGUAAAAUAAGCUUUUAACUAACAAUCUGGACGCAGAGAGUAAAAGCAAAAUAUACCUUCUAUGGAUUUGAGCAAGGAACUGUUGACCCUCAUGAUACUGUCCCAGGAAGAGUUCUCAAGUUUCUGCUGAGAACAAAUCAACCCGCAUUGAGACCUAAGAUUCAACAGAAGAUUGAGGAAGCUUUCUCCCAGGUUUUAUCCAAAGGAAAGGUUAUUAAUGGUGAGGAAUUUUAAUGCUAUACUUGUUCAUGAUUAGAAUUUUACUGACACGGGAGUAGAUUGGACUUCAGUUUCUGUCUUAGGUCUAUCGGAAGCGGUAGGCUUAAGAAUCAAUUGUCAAGUGCUUGUUGGAGAUGAAUUAGGUACAUCCAUUAAAAGCAGUCUUCUACUUGGGUUUUGGUUUCGCUAACAUGUUACAAGCAAAUGAUCAAAAUUACGUGGACGCCGUGUUAAGAUAUUCCAACGAUGUAAUUUUGUCAAUGGAAUUCUGUCGUUAUAUGCCUGCUUUUAUUAUCCCGUGAGUAUCCCGAUUCUUCCACAUCGAGAAUUUUUCAAUUCUGAUCUCUAUUAGAUACGCCUGCCCUGCAAUCAUGGCUUGGAGUGGUGCAAUGGAGAAGUUAGCUACGCAUAUUAGACCAUUGGUUAUUCAACGUAUAAGAGAUAUUGAGGAGAAGAAGACUUUGCCUGUAAGUCAUAGUGAAAAGUAUCCAGAUAACAAAUGCUAAUUGUCUCUUAGUCUGACUGUAUAACUUGGGUUAUCGUAAGGAUCUCAAUUCUCACAUCCUUUGAGUGAACAUCAUUAAAUUCCUAUAGGAAUCAUCCACAACCCCCAAACAACGCACCGUAGAACGCAUAGUCCAACAAAUGAUCGCACUAACCUUCGCCUCCGCCCAUCAACUCCCCCUAGUCCUAACCUUCACAAUCUACAACCUCUGUCUACACCCCUCAUACAUCGAACCCCUCACCGAAGAAAUCCGCACCAUGCUUUCCUUUCCCGAAGAAAAACAAUACAAAAACAUGCCCUUGAUGGAAAGUUUUCUUCGCGAAUCAGCUCGUAUGAAUCCCCUCGAUGCUCUUUCCAUUCAACGCAAAGUCAUGAAACCAUUUACAUUUUCCUCGGGUCAAAUUAUCCCAACGGGUAAUAUUAUCGCAGUGCCUCAAGAUGCAUUGAUGAAAUCUCCGAGAUAUUAUAAUGAUCCUGAGACUUUUGAUGGGUUUAGAUUUGUGCUUCCGGAGGAUAGGGGGAGAGAGGAACCGAGGAUGAAGUAUACGGAUGUUAGUAGUGGGUUUCCGUUUUGGGGAGCUAGUAGGAAGGCUUGGUGAGUAUAUAUUAUAUAUCUUUUCUUCCAAAAUGUGAUGUCAAUGCUAAUUUUUUCCUUUAGUCCCGGCCGCUGGUACGUCAGCGCAUCGUUGAAGCAAAUUCUUGCGCAUUUGUUGAUGAACUAUGAAUUUAAAUUGGCGGAUGAUAAUAAGAAUCUUACGAUGGGCUAUACGACAAUGGUUAUCCCACGACAUGGAACGAGGAUUUUACUGAGGAAGCUUGAGAAGAGUGGAUAGGGGACGAUGUCAAGAUGGAAUAUAUCAAUCACACGGCUAAAUCUUGCGAUAUCUGACAGCUUUACUUCUUUUGUAUUUAUAAGGUAAUUAGUAGAUAAUUUUAACUUAAAUUAUAAUCACAAAUUAAUUUCAGUUAACGAAAUCUUGAGUAUGCGGUAGUCUAGGUGGUGCAAAGUCAUGAUUCUAAGAUGGAUUCACCGCAACGAAAUUGUAAAAGAAUGAAGACGGAAAAUAUGAACUCACCAGACUGAACUACAGAAUUAUUUGACA
This is a messenger RNA of Sclerotinia trifoliorum, 2800 nucleotides long. The record is from the annotation of a GenBank genome assembly. Lineage: Eukaryota; Fungi; Ascomycota; Leotiomycetes; Helotiales; Sclerotiniaceae.